AUGAAGAGCCCAGCGCCCCAUAGCAGCGCCAGCGCGCGCCCGGGCGGGACCAUAGCGUGGGACCGCCUCUCUUCGGUGCUCUGGUUUGGUUGCUUCACGCUGUCACACUUCGUCAUCACGCAGACCGUCAUGCAGAAGUUCCCGAUGCCGUUCACCAUCCUGGCGCUGCAAGCCGCGGCGUGCUGCGUCUUCCUCGCGGUGCCCGUGAUCAUCAACCGCAACACGCGAUGGACGGCGGGCCUCGCGGCGUCGGCGGCCACCUCUGGCGCGCUCUUCGCCGUCCUGCACGCCCUCGUCCUGACGCUCACGGCCAUCCAGGGCACGGCCACCGCCGUCGCCUGGUCGUUCUUCGCGCCGCUCGCCACGUGCAUCAUCGAGUCGGGCUGGUCGCGCCGCCUCGUGACCUCGGGCGCUGCGUUCGCCGUGCUCUUCCUCGCGGGAGUCAACGGCCUGAUGUACUGGGUCCUCACGGCGUUCGUGCCGCUCGACUGGGAGCUCGCGCUCAUGAUGGUCGCCGCGAAGGCGGCCACGCACUUCAACAUGCGCCUGACGGCGGUGUCGGUCCCCGGCGCCGAGUCCGCGAAGUCCUUCCUGACGGCGCUGGCGCUCUGGGGCGUCGUGACGCUGUCGGGCUGGGUCACGGGGGAGUUCGCGGGGCCCGCGCAGGCCGCGUUCGGGCAGUCGGUGCUGUCCGCCGGCCCUCUGAUGCUAUACUCCCUCGUGGGGGGGCUCGCCGCGGCGGCCGCGCUCGUCCAGGGGUACCGCGUCCGCGCGAUGAUCUCCGCGACCGAGGCGUCCGUCGCGGUCAACAUCUGCGCGGGCAUCGGGCCGCUCCUGAACACCAUGCUCCUGUCGCCCUCCGCCUGCGUGACGCUCGUGUCGGCGGUCGCGUGCCUGUGCUUCUUCGCGAAGACCAUGGUCGAGCGCCCCGCGACCGCCGCGAUCGCGAUGGGCGCCGUCGACGACGAGGAGUCGCAGGGCCUCGUCCAGGAGAAGCUGGCGUCGCAGGCGACGCACGAUGUCCCGCGGAAGCUCACGCUCGCCGCGGGGGGGCUCGCGGCGCUCUCGACGGUCCUCACGGGCCUCGCGGUGCACGCGGAGGGCUGGCCGCUGCGCGGGGUCCACGAGGCCGGGGUCGUGUUCGGUCCGCAGGCGCUGACGGAGGGGCACGAGCUGCAGCGGGACGGGACGGACGGGAACACGGCGCCGGUGAUGGCGCAGCCGUUCUUGGCGACGAAGGCGGCGAAGGCGGCGGCGCGGGCGCGCGAGUGGGAGGUGAUUCGCGCUGCGAACGUGGCCACGCGCGCGGCGCGCGCCACGGCCAUGGCGGAGACGCUGGCCGCCAGGGCGACGGCGAUCGCGGAGACGAGGGCGGCGGAGGCCGCGGCCGCGGCCGAGACCGCUGCGGCGGAGGCGACGGCCGCCGCGCUGGCCGCGGCGGGCGAGACGGAGGAGGAGGACGAGGCGGACAUGGAGGAGGAGGAGGAGGAGGAGGAGGAGGAGGAGGAGGAGGAGACUCCGAAGCCGAAGGGGAAGAAGACGAAGAAGUCCAAGUCAAAAUCGAAGAAAAAGAAGAAGUCUUCGAAGGACGAGGACGAGGACGAGGACGAGGACGAGGACGAGGAGGACGAGGAGGAGGACUGA
Molecule: messenger RNA, 1644 nt
Organism: Pedinophyceae sp. YPF-701
Lineage: Eukaryota; Viridiplantae; Chlorophyta; Pedinophyceae
Source: the annotation of a GenBank genome assembly